This is a messenger RNA of Phanerochaete carnosa HHB-10118-sp, 1761 nucleotides long. RefSeq lists its product as uncharacterized. The transcript has 9 exons. Lineage: Eukaryota; Fungi; Basidiomycota; Agaricomycetes; Polyporales; Phanerochaetaceae. The annotation marks the transcript as partial. The record is from RefSeq and is a predicted model, not a curated record. Gene Ontology annotation, cellular component: cytoplasm. Gene Ontology annotation, molecular function: ATP binding; ATP hydrolysis activity.
GACUCAAAGCCCAAGUUAUGGACCGUGGGAUGGGACACCUUUGUUACCAUUUACGACGAUAGCAAAGGCCCCGAUGACAAGAUCGCCGACAUGAGAGGCAUAGAAUCAACCUUGCCUGCUAACGCUUAUAGCGCUGUAGGUGGCGUCGACAAGCAGAUUGCCCAAAUCCGGGACCUCAUUGAGAUUCCUCUAACACAUCCGGAGCUCUUCCGCCACUUUGGUCUCAAACCGCCUCGUGGUAUCCUCUUGCAUGGCCCGCCGGGAACAGGAAAGACUCAUCUCGCACGUGCAAUCGCGGCUUCAACGAACUCUUCGGUCAUCAUCAUCAAUGGUCCCGAACUUUCCUCUGCUUAUCACGGCGAGACUGAAUCCAAGAUCCGUGACGUCUUCGCCCAAGCCCGGGCGAAGAGUCCAUGCAUCGUCGUGCUCGAUGAGGUCGACGCGCUGUGUCCCCGGCGUGAGGAAGGCCCCGGUGGAGAGGUAGAAAAGCGCGUCGUGGCGCAAUUGCUAACUAUCAUGGAUGGCAUAGAGGAAAUAGGCAAAGACGGGAAGGAGGAGCAGGUCGUAGUCGUCGCGACAACUAACAGGCCGAAUGCCAUCGAUCCUGCCCUUAGAAGACCGGGGCGAUUUGACCGAGAGAUCGAAAUUGCAAACUUGUUUUCAGGCGUACCAGAUGCUGAUGCACGAGCUUCGAUCUUCGACGUCCUCCUUGUCAAAACCCCACACACGCUUACUCGGGACGAAAUUCGCACUGUAGCUUCGCGCGCGCAUGGAUACGUUGGCGCCGACCUUAGUGCCGUAGUGCGUGAAGCCGGCACUUCGACCAUAAAACGCUGGCUCGCCUCGCAUUCUUCCGACCCGUCCUCGAUCUCGGAGGCCAAGGUCACUUUUGACGAUCUCGCCGGCGCGUUAUUGAGCGUCCGCCCAUCCGCACUGCGCUCCGUCUUUCUCGACACUGCUCGCGUACGCUAUAGCGACAUCGGCGGGCAAGCUACAACAAUUCAGAAGCUGCGCGAGUGUGUAGAAUGGCCAGUCAAGCAUCCCGAGGCGUUUGAGAGGCUUGGUGUCAAAGCUCCGAAGGGUGUGCUGUUGUACGGUCCGCCUGGAUGUAGCAAGACAAUGCUCGUCCGUGCUUUGGCUACGGAAAGCGGGGUGAACUUCGUCGCUGUCAAGGGUCCGGAGCUGCUGAAUAAAUAUCUUGGCGAGUCCGAGCGCGCAGUUCGCGAAAUCUUCAGGAAAGCUCGAGCAGCUGCGCCCUCGAUCAUCUUCUUUGAUGAAGUCGACGCCCUCGGCUCUUCGCGCACUGGUUCCGAUAGCAACGCUCACGAAGGCGUGCUUACAAGUCUUCUAAAUGAGAUUGACGGCGUGGAGGAGCUCGUCGGUGUGACUGUCGUUGCAGCGACGAAUAGACCAGACGUCUUGGACUCUGCACUCAUGCGCCCUGGUCGCUUGGAUCGCCAAAUCUUCGUCGGCCCACCUGAUUUCCAGGGACGCGUGGAGAUUCUUAGGAUACGUACACAAAAGAUGAGCGUUGAGCCCGAGCUUGACGUCGGACAAAUUUCUCGGAUGACCGACGGCUAUUCUGGCGCUGAGCUCGCUGCGCUCUGCCAAGAGGCGGCGAUGCUGACGAUGAGAGAGAACUUCCAGGCUCAAUUUGUGCCUCAAAGUGCGUUCAUCGAGGCCGCCAAGGUGGUCAAGAAACAAAUUACGCCAGAGGUUCUGCGGCGGUACCGGCAGUUUCAGGAAGGCCACGAACUGUAA